Alternaria alternata is the source of this 1014-nucleotide messenger RNA. RefSeq lists its product as hypothetical. Bases 216 to 857 code for a protein of 213 amino acids. The record is from RefSeq and is a predicted model, not a curated record. Lineage: Eukaryota; Fungi; Ascomycota; Dothideomycetes; Pleosporales; Pleosporaceae. The transcript is spliced from 2 exons.
AUCGCGAGACGUGAAACAUGCAAAAGUUCACAUUGCUAUGCUUAUGCCACGUGUGGAAGGGCCGAGAAGGUAGCUAAAGACUAGAGGGUUGUCGAUCCGGGGCAUCGUCUACCAGGCGGGUGGUUUGGGUGUCAUGAGACUGACUAGAAAGGCGACUUGACAGCGCACUACUCGAGACAGCGGCGCGGACCGUCUUUCUUUUUUUUAUUUUGGUCAUGCAAGUGCAUGCCAGUCUUGCCCCGGCGGCAAGACAGGACACAAGGCCGACUAGGGUGAAAGUCUGGAUCGCAACGGAUCCAGUUAAUCUGCCGAUCAAAAGAGCAAGUGGAGACGGGGCCCGUUCAAGACGACAAGGCCAUCCCCGCUUGCCAAGUGGCCUGAACUCGUGUUUGCUGGUGGAGAGCGAGCCGGACAAGACGCACACAACACGCUUGGUGCUGCAGCGCAACAAAAUGAGGACAGGUGUGGCUCGUCGGCAUUGCGCGGUCAGAUUGCACUCUCUUCUCGGCCAGGUAAUUUGCUCAGUCCAUGCCGCGGAAUGCUGGCAAGGCGUGGCGAACCCAAGGCAGCGCGCGAGCCUAGAGCUGUCAGCCCAUGUUCAGCGGUUGACGGCUCUAACCCAAAGGGAACUCAUGCCAAUCUCUCCCCGGGAGGUCCGCCCUCCAUCCUUUUCCAUCACAGUGGACGCGACGUGCGCUGAGUCUCUUGCUACUCAUCCGCACCUUAGUCCGCCCGCCAGAGCACACCGGCUCGUCCUCUCUUUUCGCGCACGCAAGAAUCGUACGGUACCUGCUGCCAAAAGCAAAAUAUACCCUGUAGAACCUAAAGCCGAACCUGUCUUGCUGCUUCGGGCGUAGUAGCCUCUGCCGUGCUUUCACUCCACCUCGCCUGCCCUCUGCGACUCGCACCCCAGAUUGCAUCGAGAUCUGCCUCUGAUCGUCCACAACACCCAAGCGAAAACUCCGUCGCCGCCGCCCACUGCGAGGAAUGGGAUACGCACAUCCUACACACUCC